Linum trigynum is the source of this 2947-nucleotide messenger RNA. Lineage: Eukaryota; Viridiplantae; Streptophyta; Magnoliopsida; Malpighiales; Linaceae. The record is from the annotation of a GenBank genome assembly.
UUAUGAAUUAAAUACACUAAUAUUUGUAUGUCAUUUGUAAUACAUGUGAUUACUAAUUCCAUGUUUAUAUACUCUAUUGGUAUCGUAUUAUUUAGUUCAUAACUUCAUAUAAUGUGGGGUCGUUUGGAUGGAUUCGGAACGAGUCAAUUAAAAUGAGCCAAUUUGAAUUACAUGCCCCGCCCCUAACAAUUGAAAUUGACUCAAAACGGAUAAAUUUGAAAUUAUCCAGGUAAGUUGAUUUAUCCAAAUCUUCUUCUGGAAAACGAGUCAAUUUGGUCCAAUUGUCUCGUUAAAUCCAUUACAAUUCAUAAUCUAAAAUACCCCGUAAUUUCAUAGCAAUUAGUAUUUAAGCAAUUUAUGAUACGUAAUGUCAUAAUCUCUAUUUGGAUUUAUAACCGAAACAUAUUUGCUCACAUUCUCAAAGUCUUAAAUAUCAUAUAAGGUGAGAUAUACAAUUUAACAAACCUAUAAAUUAUCAAGAAACUAACUCAUAAGAUAUUUAUAAGUUUGUUCAUAAGACUGAACCAUUCGAACCUAAAGAAGAUACCGAAGGUAAGGGGUCGGGGAAUUUUUCGCCCAUUCAUAGAUCAGAAAAUCCUGGGGAUAUUUUCAUUCUUUGUCCAUUCUUUCCAGUAUUUUCUAUACCACAGAAAUUAGGAAUAGGGAGUCUCAAUUCAUUCUAUUUCAUCAGAUCCGGGAUGUGAUAUGGUUUUGAAGGAUGAACUGGAUAUGGACAAUUCCAAUAAGAUUUCUUUCUUGAACAAAAACCCAUUUUUUAAUUUCUUUCAUCUAUUCCAUGAUGUUCAAUCAUUUUGUAUCCCUAAAAUCACUUAGGGGUCGUUUGGAUUGAGUAUUUGGGGGUGUUAUUUGAGGUCAAAUAACACAAAAUCUGUUAUUUAACCCCAAAUAACAUGUUUGACUGACAAAAAGUGGGAUGUGUUAUUUGGAUGUAGUGUUUUGCCAAAUAACAGGUUUGAGACCAAAUAACACAAAAAGUGUUGUUUGCCAAAUACUUGGGAGGGGGCAGGUAUUUCCCAAUAACAAGUUUGAGACCAAAUAUCACAUACCAAAUAACAAGUUUUAUAUUAUGUGGUAUUUGUGUGGUAAUUGGCCCCAAACAACAAGUUUAUCAAAUACUACCCCUUACAGUUUGACGUCUACUCGUCUAGUAUUCGUUGUCUCGGGUGCGACAUGCUGAUACGGUGUUUAAAACAUUGGAAAAUACCAAUAAACCAAAGAAAAAUUUACAUUAAUCAAACUCGUCACUAUAAAUAUUAGUUGUGCUUGUUCAGUUCCCAAUUCUACCGGCGAAAAGCUUCGCAUUUCUUACCGAACUCUCCUUCCUUUCUUCCGCCAAACCUAACAGAAAGACUCCCCUCCUUCCGCUGGAAACGUAAUCGAGGUGCGUGACUGUAAUGUAGCAGAUUGCCGCAGAGAUCAUUUCCCCGUCGCAGUUCUUGUUCUUUCUGCUGCUGCUUCGCGAUUCAUCUGGAGGAAGAAGAGCUCGGACGAUUAUCACAUAUCGAAGAAGAAAUUCUCCAGCCAGAGAGUUGUGCUUGUCCUCGCAGAUGGAUAGCUUCACCGCCGAAGAUCUAUCCACGAUCGGGGGAAUCGCCACCGUCUCGCUUCUUCACUCCUUUAUCCCCACCCACUGGCUGCCUUUCUCCAUCGUCGGCCGCGCUCAGAAAUGGACUCUCUCCAGAACCCUCCUCGUCACUGCUUUUGGGGCUGUCUUGCAUGUUAUCUCAACUUCGCUCCUUGGCAUCACGGCAAUCACAAUGGCAAACACAAUUGCUGGUGAAGAAACAGUUCACAAGCUAGCGUCAUUGCUUCUCGUAAUUCUUGGUGGUAGUUACGUGUUGCUGUUUCUCUCUGGAAAAGGUGGACACAGUCACUCUCACAACCAACCGAUGGAGAAAAUGGCUGUUGCAGGGCUUGUUCUUGUUCCUGCAUUAUCUCCUUGUGCGACUACACUUCCAGUGUUCCUUGCAGUUGGUAAUUCAUCCUCUAUGAUGGUGCUUGCUAUCAUCGUGCUGCUAAUCAGCACGAUAACUGUGAUGACGUCACUGGUGGCUCUGUCAUUCUACGGUGCAAGUCAGAUCAAGUUCCACUGGGUGGAGCGCUACGACAAACUUCUUGUGGGUUCCGUUCUAUGUCUGGUGGGAAUCUUGACGCUCAUCUUCCACGAUCAUGAUCAUGGUCAUGGCCACCAACACGGAGAGGGAACUUUCUCAGCUCAGCAACUGCCAAGAAAAAUCAUUCUCCCUUGACCAUUUCCCCGGGAGACAAAAAAAAAGAUGUAAAGUGUUAAAGCUGUACUAGGUAUGCUUCUUCUUGUUCUUCAUCGAGGCACAGGAUAGACUCUGUACUGGCAGAACUACGAGGUGCGUGUAGUGCGAGACGUUGCCGCUCGAGAAUUGCCAAAUGUUUUUGUUUAGGUUGCAUACUCCUACUUGUGUAAUCCAAAUACUCUGGCCGGUGAUCGAAGGACAACAAGUGGUUUGUCUUUGUUCUUUUUGUAGCUGCAUCCAUGGAUGCGUUUGCCAAUGUAAUUCACAGUUAUAGAAUGCUGGUUCAUGCAGAUGUCAUUUCCCAGUGCAUGAAGGUUAUUGCAUAUAUAUUGGUAGCUACCAAUAUAUGGUCCCUCAAAUCUAUUUCUCAAUAUGUUGGUAGUCUUUUAUGAUAAAAAUGUAAAAUGCGACGACGUUUGAAUCAGACUCAUUUUGAUAGUCCGAAAUCAUAUUUGAGUGAAAUAAGGCUAAUUCAGGCGCCAACAUUCUCGAGAUUGGCUUAGUCAGUUCCGAAAUCAUAUUUGAGUGAAAUAAGGCUAGUUCCGAAAUCAUAUUUGAGUGAAAUAAGGCUACUUCAGGCGCCAACAUUCUCGAGAUUGGCUUAGUCAGUUUCGUUGGCGUGGAACACACUCCUCAAAUCAAAUUUAAGCGAAAUG